Messenger RNA from Lucilia sericata (common green bottle fly), 1517 nucleotides. RefSeq names its product RNA-binding protein cabeza (gene caz). Gene Ontology annotation, cellular component: nucleus. Gene Ontology annotation, molecular function: RNA binding; transcription coregulator activity. Bases 194 to 1363 code for a protein of 389 amino acids. Gene Ontology annotation, biological process: regulation of DNA-templated transcription. The transcript has 6 exons. The record is from RefSeq and is a predicted model, not a curated record. NCBI's taxonomy places the organism in Eukaryota, Metazoa, Arthropoda, Insecta, Diptera, Calliphoridae.
UGUAGGAACAACUGUCAUUGUAGGACCGCCAUUUUUUGUAAAUUUUGUAAUAGAUUACUGUAAUAGAGAACUUUAAUAUUUUUUCUUUCAAUCGUGUUUUAUCAUUGAUUUGUGAAGGUCGCUUUUUCGAGUGGUACAAAAGUAGUAAUUUUGUGGAAAACACGUUUACGUUUAUUAAUCAAUAACUAAAAAUAUGGAUCGCUACGGUGGUGGACAAGGAGGAGGUGGUGGAUACAAUAAUUUUUCAGUGCCCCCACCCAAUUUCCAAAUGUCUGAUGGUAAUAGUGGGCCAUAUAGUAAACCACCACCCUCUUAUUCUAAACCAGGAGGUUAUGAUUCUGGAAGUCGCGGUGGCGGCGGUUCUGGUGGAAGCGGCUGGCAAGACCGUGGCAAUAGUGGAGGUGGAUAUGGAAACGGAGGCGGCAACAAGGACAACUAUAAUAAAGGCUCAGGAGGCGGUAGUUUUGGAGGAGGUGGCGGAGGUAGUGAUUUAAUUACUCAAGAGGACACUAUCUUUGUUUCUGGUAUGGAUCCAGAGGCUACUGAAAUGGAUAUUGAGACUCAUUUCGGUGCAAUUGGAAUAAUUAAGAAAGAUAAACGCACCUCUAAACCAAAGAUUUGGUUAUAUCGCCAUAAGGAUACAGGUAUCUCGAAAGGUGAAGCUACGGUUACAUACGACGACAUUAAUGCGGCUCAAUCUGCUAUCGCUUGGUUUGAUGGUCGUGAUUUCAACGGAUGCAUAAUAAAGGUAUCUUUGGCUCAACGUCCAAACAACUGGAGCAAAGGCGGCGGUGGCGUCGGUGGAAGUGGUGGCCGUGGUGGUGGUGGUCGCGGCGGACGUGGUGGUGGACCUGGUGGUGAUCGUGGAGACCGUCCUCGCUUCGAUCGCGGAAGUGGUGGUGAUUACGAUUCAGGUAGAGGAGAUCGUGGCGGUGAUGAUCGCGGAGGCCGUCCUAGAAUGGGAGGAAGCGGUGGAGGUGGUCCAGGCGGUAACAAUAAUGUCGCUCCUCGUGAAGGUGAUUGGAAGUGUAGUAGCUGUAAUAAUACUAACUUUGCUUGGCGCAAUGAGUGCAAUCGUUGUAAAACACCCAAAAGUGGUGAUGAAGGUGGUAGCGGUGGUGGAAGAGGAGGAGGCGGCGGUAACUAUGGAGGAGGUGGUGACCGCGGUGGAUAUAACAGAGACAGCCGAGGCGGUGGUGGCGGUUUCGGUGGUGGAAACAGGUUCAGUGGUGGAGGUGGUGGCCGCGGCGGUGGUGGCGGUGGUGGCGAUCGCGGAGGACGUCGUGAUUACGGUGGCAACAACAAUAAUGGCGGUGGUGGCCCCAUGCGCAAUAAUCCUGGCAACCGCUCGCGACCCUAUUAAUUUUACUAACUAAUAGUGAGCACAACCAAAUAACCAUUUUUCAGUCAGAUAUACCUAGUUUUUAAAAUGAAAAAAUGUGUUUCGUCGUUCGUUUUCGAGCCUGUGUCACUCAUAUUAACGCAAAUAAAAUUUUUACUUUUAAGACUAUCUGUAA